Molecule: messenger RNA, 411 nt
Organism: Candida albicans SC5314
Lineage: Eukaryota; Fungi; Ascomycota; Pichiomycetes; Serinales; Debaryomycetaceae
Exons: 1
Coding region: 1-411 (136 amino acids)
Source: RefSeq, a predicted model, not a curated record
AUGUCCCUGAAACAACAAGAUGUUCCAUUAGAAGAAUUAGAUCAAAGACCACAAAUAAACGUUAAUGAUAAACCUAUUACCGAUGAACCAAAGGCUUCACCAGCUAUGAAACAAGAGCCACAAUCAAAUAAUGAAAAUUCACAAAAUCUAAAAUCAAAAGAAUCAAGUAACCCGAAUAACGGAUCAUCUAGUUCUGAUUCUGAUUCCGAUUCAGAUAGUGAUGACGAUAUCAACUCGCAUUUUACUGCUACUAGUGGUUAUCAAAGAGAAUCAAAUGAAUGUACUGAAUUUUGUAUUGAAUGUUGUACUUGUUUUGGUGUUCUUAAUUGUUGUCCAAACAAUGGUGAAGGUUGUGUCACCAAUAUGGCUACAUUCAUUGGUAAUAUGCUUUUUGCUUGUUGCAAAUGUUGA